Messenger RNA from Anolis carolinensis (green anole), 7040 nucleotides. It is a transcript of the gene slc6a11, whose product is annotated as solute carrier family 6 member 11. The record is from RefSeq and is a predicted model, not a curated record. Gene Ontology annotation, cellular component: plasma membrane. Gene Ontology annotation, biological process: sodium ion transmembrane transport. The transcript is spliced from 15 exons. Gene Ontology annotation, molecular function: gamma-aminobutyric acid:sodium:chloride symporter activity. Lineage: Eukaryota; Metazoa; Chordata; Lepidosauria; Squamata; Anolidae. Bases 277 to 2139 code for a protein of 620 amino acids.
GGCUGCCUCCGGGGGAAGGCUGAGCAGGCGCCCAUUUCCUCCAGCCCGCUUUGGCCGCCCCGCCAGCAUCCUCCGCCAGCCUUUGCAGCGGGCAAGGAAGGCAAGGCAAGGCGACGAGACCUGCGGAUCUCCAGCCUCACCGCCCCCGGCUCCCGCGCCCUCCUCCUCCUCCCUCGUUUUCGGCGCAACAGGACGAAGAGUGGCGGCUCUGAGGCCAGCUGCCCAUCUCCACUCCUGCCUCCCCCGAAAGGGCAGCGUCCUGGGCUGCAAAGAGCCAUGACCGCGGAAAAGAGCCUCCCCAUCAUCAACGGGAAGCCCGAGGAUGCCCUGGACCCCGAGGCCUCCAGCACCAACUUGGUCCACAGCAACGACAAGAAGGUGCACGAGCGGGGCCACUGGAACAACAAGGUGGAGUUCGUGCUCUCCGUGGCCGGGGAGAUCAUCGGGCUGGGCAACGUCUGGCGCUUCCCCUACCUCUGCUACAAAAAUGGAGGAGGUGCUUUUCUCAUACCCUACGUGGUUUUCUUUAUUUGCUGUGGAAUACCAGUGUUUUUCCUGGAAACUGCAUUGGGACAAUUCACAAGUGAAGGAGGAAUUACUUGCUGGAGAAAAGUGUGCCCAUUGUUUGAAGGUAUUGGAUAUGCUACCCAGGUUAUUGAGGCACACUUGAAUGUUUAUUACAUCAUCAUUCUAGCAUGGGCUAUCUUUUAUCUGUUCAACUGCUUUACUACUGAGCUUCCUUGGGCAACCUGUGGGCAUGAAUGGAAUACUGAGCAUUGUGUGGAAUUUCAAAAACUUAACAUCAGCAAUUGCACUCAACAACAUUUGAAGAAUGCUACUUCUCCAGUCAUGGAAUUUUGGGAACGCAGAGUGCUGGCCAUAUCAAAUGGAAUUGAACACAUUGGAAAUCUUCGUUGGGAGCUGGCGCUCUGUCUACUGGCUGCCUGGACUAUCUGCUACUUUUGCAUUUGGAAAGGAACAAAGUCCACUGGCAAGGUUGUAUAUGUAACUGCUACAUUUCCUUACAUCAUGCUUUUGAUUCUGCUGAUUCGAGGAGUAACACUACCUGGAGCUUCUGAAGGGAUAAAAUUCUACUUGUACCCUGACUUAUCUCGACUUUCUGACCCACAGGUUUGGGUGGAUGCUGGAACACAGAUAUUUUUCUCCUAUGCCAUCUGUCUGGGAUGCUUGACAGCCCUAGGGAGCUACAACAACUAUAAUAAUAACUGUUACAGAGACUGCAUUAUGCUGUGUUGUUUGAACAGUGGCACGAGCUUUGUCGCUGGUUUUGCUAUCUUUUCUGUCCUUGGCUUUAUGGCAUAUGAACAGGGGGUGCCCAUAGCAGAAGUUGCAGAAUCAGGACCUGGACUAGCUUUUAUUGCUUAUCCAAAAGCUGUGACAAUGAUGCCUCUUUCUCCAUUAUGGGCAACAUUAUUUUUCAUGAUGCUCAUAUUCCUUGGAUUAGACAGUCAGUUUGUGUGUGUUGAAAGUCUUGUGACAGCUGUAGUGGAUAUGUAUCCAAAGGUUUUCCGGAGGGGAUAUAGACGAGAACUGUUGAUUCUUGCUCUUUCAAUCGUGUCCUUUUUCCUUGGUCUAAUAAUGUUAACAGAGGGUGGAAUGUAUGUUUUCCAGUUGUUUGACUCCUAUGCAGCCAGUGGGAUGUGCCUUCUUUUUGUUGCCAUAUUUGAAUGUGUCUGCAUCGGCUGGUUUUAUGGAAGCGAUCGUUUUUAUGACAACAUUGAAGAUAUGAUUGGAUACAGACCACUGCCAUUGAUUAAAUGGUGCUGGAAGUUGCUCACUCCUGGAAUCUGCGCCGGAAUAUUCAUCUUUUUCUUGGUGAAAUACAAGCCACUGAAGUACAACAACAUAUAUACGUAUCCAGAUUGGGGUUAUGGUAUUGGAUGGAUGAUGGCUCUCUCCUCUAUGGUUUGCAUUCCUUUGUGGAUCUGUAUUCAGCUGUGGAAGACGGAAGGAACCAUCUUAGAGAGGUUCAGAAAACUGAUUGUGGCCAGCCCAGACCUGAAAAUGAGAGGAAAGCUUGGAGCUGGCCUAUAUGCUGCUACAGUAAAUGACUAUGAUGCCAAACUGAAAGGUGAUGGUAACAUUUCAGCCAUCACAGAAAAAGAGACGCACUUCUGAAAUAAAUUUAUUUUGAAUAUUUUUGUAUAAAUAAAGUAAAUAAAUGAAAUACUUCACUUAAUUAUAGAGGCCAGCUUGUUUUGCACAACUUUAUUAACAAGUUAAUUUUAAAGUGAACUUGUAUACUUGUUUAAAAGUGAUUUUAAUUAUUAUAUAAGUAAUGAUUAUAUAUAUAUAUAAAUAUAAAUAUAAAAAUGAAAUAGAAUUCUUUGUUAGUGAUGACUUGUAAUAUGGUGAUUUCAGUACAUAUUUUAUAGAUCCCAGAAGGAUCUAUAUAAUGUGUUGUAAAACUUUUAUACUUUGGGGUUUUUUUAAAGGCAUGAUGUUGUAUAGCUGUACACUUUCUAAUUUGUAAACAUUUCAGACCAUUUCAGCUUCUAUUGUAUGUAUAUAAAGGGAAUCACAAUGUCCUUAUGUUAAUAUCCAAGGGAAUUGUCUUCAGACGUGUACCUUUCUGAAUUUAAACCUCUUUGUCUAAAUAUUUCCCUUGACUGUCAAAUAGGUUUGCUAUGUACCACUGGAAACAAACCCCGAAAGUUCAUAUGCUUGUAUUCUCAAAAUAGAAACUGCCCAAGUAAACUUUCAUAUUUGGCAAAUAUGUUCUCCUACAUUUUGAAGCAAUGUCUUUGUGACCUCUCAGUAUCUAAUAUCCAAUUAGGACACUGGAUCAAAUAUAAAUAAUUGUGCUGGAAUAAUAUGUCUUGAACAGCAGCUUCCACAUUGAAGGGAGGUCACUUUUGAGGCAUUGAGAUAUCAGGGCGCAGUUUCAAGGGAAAAGGCAGGGCUGUUUUCAACAAUGUUUCAAAUUAUCAAUAAGGAUAGCAAAUAACAGCCAAUAUCCUUCAUCACCACCUUGGUUCUGAAUGCUUAAUGUAAGUAAAGUCUCCUGGCCUGGCCACCUCCAAACCUACCUUAGCAGCCAGCAACUACAUCAAGUGUUUAACUGGCCAUCUCGGUGCAGGAGGGUGAUUUACGCAGCUCUCACUCAUGAGAAAAUUAAGAGGCAACAAACAGGAGCCCCACCAUGAUUUCCUUCUUGCAGCCUCGUUCACUGAUGGGCGGAGUCCAGAAAUGUCAUCUUCCUGUAUCUCAAUAAUCAGCUGGAAAUACUUGAUGCAACUGCUGGCUGUUAAUAUAGAUGUGGGUGGUAUACUAUGUUACUUGGUAUGGUGUAGUUAUAAAUCCUGAAUUCUAGGUUACAUAUCCAUACAUUCAAUGCAGAAUGCCAGCCAGCAUUGUUUACUGAAUAAGUGAAGGAGGAAAAUCUCAUUACUUCAAGAAAAUGGAAGAACUGUAUCUAUCCUCUAGAUUUUCUGUUAUUCCAUACCUUGUCAUUACAGAUGUAGAAAUGUGGUGAAAAGAAUUACUAUUUUGCUGGGAGACGGGACUCACUACAGAAACUAUACUUAUACAUAAAGUAGAUAUCAACACAGUCACUUCAAUAUAUCUUUGCUGCCCAGGUGCUGUUUCAUGGAAUUUUAAAAAUAUUCACAUUUAUUUUUUCCUCAGUUGAUAACACUACUUGCAUAAAAUAUCUCAUUGCUCCAGGUUUGUAGGAGGCAAUAAAAUUGUGUAUUGCAUGCAACAUUGGACUGACAAAAAACUGAUAUAGUCUGAUUUCAAUGCCUUUUCCAAUGCUACUGAAAACAGAUAUCUUUCAAAGUACUGAUGACUGUGAUAGUAAUAAUAUGUAGCAUAUAUAUGAUGUUUUAAUUAACACAUCCUUGGACAUCAUAUUGUUUUUCUUUAAUAUCUGUCAUAUCUACCAGUAUUCAGAAUAAAUUAGAAUCAUUUAGAGGCAUUAAAGAGUUGUGGGAAACUCCAUUAGACCACAAAUCAAUCUGGUAUAUCAUAGGUGUAAUAGAUCACAUAGGCUAAAAUUAUUAGAAAGUUAAGCCACAUCCUUCUACUUUUUACUGGCAAAUAUAUAUACAGUAGAGUCUCACUUAUCCAAGCUAAACGGGCCGGCAGAAGCUUGGAUAAGCGAAUAUCUUGGAUAAUAAGGAGGGAUUAAGGAAAAGCCUAUUAAACAUCAAAUUAGGUUAUGAUUUUACAAAUUAAGCACCAAAACAUCAUGUUUUACAACAAAUUUGUCAGAAAAAGCAGUUCAAUACGCAGUAAUGUUAUGUUGCAAUUACUGUAUUUAUGAAUUUAGCACCAAAAUAUCACGAUAUAUUGAAAACAUUGACUACAAAAAUGGCUUGGAUAAUCCAGAAACUUGGAUAAACAAGGCUUGGAUAAGUGAGACUCUACUGUUUAUAUAUUUUGUAAUUGUUGCACUGAACAAGUUGAGUAUUACUUAUCUGGUAUUCCAAAAUACUCCUGAAUCCAAAAUUGUUCACAGGGAUGAUUGAAAUAAUCAUACCUUUCCUUUCUGGUGGUUCAGUGUAUACAAACUUCAUCUCAUGCACAAAAUUAUUAAAAUAAUGUGUAUAAAAUUAUCUUCAGGCUGUGUGUAUAAGGUUUAUAUGAAGCAUAAAUGAAUUUCAUGUUUCAACUUGGGUCCCAUAUCCAAGAUACCUCAUGUGUAAUCAAGUAUUGCAAAAUUUGGGGGGGGGGGGGGGUGACACAUGGGACACUUCUGUUCCUAAGCAUUUCAAAUAAGAAAUGUCCAAUUUGUAUUUUCAUUUAGGAAAAGUGUGUUUAUGUCCAAUUUUAAAAGUGGGAAAUGAGACAAAGAGCUGCAGCUAGCUCCUGAGUUCAAAGGAUUUGCUUAGUUUGGUUGUUGUUUCAUUUCAAUUUGAAACAUGAGGACCCCCACUCCAAAAAACUAAUCUGUGUUGCACUAGAUGUAAGAAUCAUGAGGAUGGGAUUUGGAUGAGUACUAUGUGAACUAAGCUACUUCUACACAUUCUUUCACUCCUGUUUACUCCAAAUGCUCUUGCCAGCAGUUGAUUUCAGGCAGGAAAGAGGGCUUAUAUAGCCCUUCAAAUGUUGGACUGACAGAUCUAGAUGGCAUAGCUAGUGGAGAGAUAAGCAAGAUUUUACUGGCCACAUGAUUCCAUCCCUAGAUAUAAGGUAUAAAGUCUUGUUGCUCCUAUUGUAAAAUGACUGUGAGUCAAAAAUACUUGUCAUUGCAGAUAACCUAGAAAUCUACCAUUAGAUCUAAGUCAACCUACCCGCUCUGGUUUUUAUAGACUAGGCUAAACUGUGGUAUUUCUCACUCAGGCUACAGUCAACUUUCAAAGUGAACUUUUAUCAGUAUGCAUGGCACACCCCACCAUGUAGAGGUGGACAUAAUCAAAAUGCCAGUUUUCACAGUUUUUCUAGCAACAAUCUAAAAUAGCAUGUCACUGAAAAAUAGCAUGUCACAGCUAAGGUGUGUCUUAAGUCAGGUGUUUUAUUAGGAUCAAAUAUAGAAAUGCAUUAGUGUUCAUGAAAGAGAGCGCCAUGUAUUGACAUGCAUAAUGACAUGAAUACUGAAAACUACCCACAAUCAGUGUGUCAUGUACACAUUCCAAGAUGCCCUGGGUCACCCUGAAUCUCACCUGUUAAAUGAACAUCUAAUUGUUCAGGUUAUAAAAAAUGGGGGGGGGGGCUUUGAUUGUUCCAUCCUUUCUAUCUAUAGAAAGCGCAGUCAGAAAUGAGAAAAAAAAACAGUCAAACUUUGACAUCUAUAUGCAUGAUUUGUUUUUCUUGAAUUUUGUAGAUAUAACUUGUCAAAUAUAUACCAAUUAAAUGUUUAUUAAUCAAUUGCUAGAAACAUCAUACUGUCAUUUUUGAGGUAUGGAAUAUAAUAAGUGCCCGUUAUAUCAAAAGAAAGCCAAACUGUUAGUUUGUAAGACAGGCUGUACUCUUUAUCCCGGAAUAUCCACAUUCUGUCAUUUUAGUAUUAUUAUUAUUAUUAUUUUAUUGUAUGACACAGCAAACAAGAUAGAUAUGCUGGAUUUCGUUUCACAAAAUCACAAGUCGAACACUUCCCAAGUGUCUAGGACUGUGUGAUGUAUUUUCGGAUGAUGCGUGCGGAUCCCACCACGUCAAGGUGGCACCUGCAGGGGAGGGGGAUGAUGAUGAUGAUUAUUAUUAUUAUUAUUAUUAUUAUUAUUAUUAUUAUUAUUAUUAUUAUUAUGUUUGGGGAAUUGCUAAAAAGAAAUCUAUUCUGAUGUAUCAGCAUUAUAUACCUAUAUAAAGUACUUUUAAGUAAUCUCAUUCACUGAAGCUGUUUAUGCAUGUUUCCCAAAAUACAGUGAUGUGUUGCAGUAUGCAAUGUUUAUCAUGUCACAAUACAGUAAUUUCAGGUGGACAUUCUCAUUUCAGUGAAAGAAACUCUUUGUCCAGUCCUAUGUCACUGAGCACUCAGUUCCACCAUAUUGAAUGGGCCUCCCUAUCAAAUAAGCAUAGUUACAAUUUCGGUUUUUCUCUGUUGCUGGUGAAUUUGAAUUGUCAUGUAUGGAAUAUUGUACUCCAUGUAUCCCAUGAGGUACUGUUUGUGGAAUAUGAUUCCUUCUCUGCUGCUAUGAACUAUUUCAUCAAUAGCUUUAUACACAUACAUGUGGUUUGGCAUGGUCUAAAGCAGUGUUUCUAAUUUGCUGUGCUUGUAAAUGUGCAGAUUUACUACUUGAUCCAUUUAACACUUGUACUUAAUUUUUGUAAUGUAUUGGGGUAAAGGGAAGGGAGUUUGGUUCAAACUCCCUAACUAGUUCUGUUUUUUUUUAUUUUGUUUUGUUUUUCUGAAACAAAAUGUGAAGACAAACAGCAAUGAUAUUAUGAUGACUUAUUUUGAUAUGCAAUAGGAAACAAUAAUGCCCCUUUAUGACAUAUAUGCAGUAUUAUUCAAAAGUAAAGAAGAGCCCAGACUUAUGUACUGUUUUACACAAAGAAAGAUUUUAUUUGGUAUUCAAGGAAGCACAACAUUUUUCUGCUUACUCCUUUAUAAAAAAAAAAAAAAUGGGUAAACAUUC